AUGCAGAGCCCUGGUGAUUUGGAGUCCCAGCUGGCCUGUAAAGAGAGAGAGUGGAAGGAACUGCAAACUCUCCGCAUCCAGCAGCUGGAGACAGCUCUGUCUGAAGCCACCGCUCAACUCUCCAGCCAAAGGGAACGUUUUCUCCGUCUGCGAGAUGACUUCCAGUAUAACCUGCGCGUCUUGGAGGAACGGGAUCGCGAGCUGGAACGCUACGAUGCCAUGGCGGCGCGAGCCCACACCGAGGAGGGCGCGAGAAGGGAAGAGAUCAGCGAGCUGCGCAUUCAGGUCGCCAAACUUCAAGAUGCGCUGGCAGAGCAGACCAACCUGAGGGAGGAUCUUCAGCUGCAGUAUCAGAAGAGAGAAGUAGAACAUCGGCUGCAGCUGGAGAGUAUGCAGAGUGCGAAGGACAGAGAGAUCCAGAGGCUCAGGGAGGAGAACGAGACGCUGAAACGGGAUCUCCAGCGACGGGUCCAGGAGACUGAGGGGGAGAUUGCGCUGCAGAAGCAGGAGAUGAAGGCAGAUUUUGAUGAUGAGAUGAGGAGACGAGAGCAUGAGUUUAACCUGAAGAUGGAUGAAAUGCGCAGUGAGAUCCUGUCUCAUGAGCUGAAGGUGAAACUGCUGAAUAAGGAGCUGGAGGCUCACGCCAAAGGUCACAGUCAGGUCACAGAGGCUCUGCGAGUGUCUGAGGAACUGUGUCAGCAGGCGCAGAGACAGAUCCAACAGAGACAGAGAGACCUCCGGGACAUGGCUGCCCUAAAAGACUCCAGGAUAAAAGAGCUGGAAGAACAAGUGAGUCAGACGGAGGCGAAGCAGAAAAGGGAAGAGGAAGCCAGCCACAGGAAGUAUGCGGAGCUGGAGCGGCGUGUUCGGGAGAAGGAGGCGGCUUUGGGGCUUCAGCGGGAGGCCCAUGCUGUGGAGUUAAAGGAGGAGAGGAACAGGACAGCAGAACUACAGGCUCAGAUAGAUAAACUCCUACUGGAACGGGAGAGACUGGAUCAGAACCACACAAACCUUCUCAACCGGAAAGAGCACCAGAUAGAGGAGCUCCGCACACAGCUCCAGACCACUCGUGCCGGCUGGGACGCUUACAUCACUCAGGUCUCCAAAGAAACUGUCGCCAAGGAUACCGAGCUUCUGUCUGCGGAGGAGAGGGAAGCUAAAGUCAGGGCAGAGCUGCAGACGUAUAAAGAGGAUGUGGAGAGGUAUAAGCAGCAGUUGGCCAAUAGCAUUGAGAGAGAGAAAGUUCUGGACCAGAGGAGGGUGCAGCUGGAAUUGGAGUGGCAGAGGCGUUGUGAGGAUGCGUGUGCUGAACAUUACCUGAAGAGUGAAGAGCUAAUCCAGGGCCUGACACAGGCCAGAGAGCAGGUGUGUGCUGAGCUGCGUGAAAAAGAGCGUGAGCUCCAGGAGACUGUGGCUCUACUCCGAAGUGUCACCAUAGAGAGAGACCAGGCUCUACAGACGGCCAGAGGACGCCACGCCAAAGACCCUCAGGCAGGCAGAGUGGACAGCAGCGGUUUUCCGUCGGAAGAGAUCCGGCGUCUGCAGAACCAGAACACCAGCCUGAGGGCUGUAGUGGCAGAAAUGAGGAGAGAGAUGGAGCGUCUCACCAGACAGAUUCAGUCUGAACAGACAGUGGGUCACACCCAGACACCGGCUCAGGACACGCAAGAGAAACCCCACCCUACAGGCAGCACAGAAUACAACCUGGCGCUGGAGGAGGAGCUAAAGGAACUGAAGGCCAAGUGUCGCUGCCUUGAGGACCAGCUAGAGGAGGCGUCUAAGACUCCUGAUCUUGCUCCCCCCGCCUCCGUGCCGUCUCACCCCGUUGCCCCCGACAACGCCUACCUCCAAAACCAUAUCAGGUCUCUCAACGAGACUGUAGGUGGGCUUCGCGCUGAGAGAGUCGCCAGCGCUGCUGGCCUGCGGAAACUGGAGGUGAGGUCGGCCCACUUGGAGUCGUGCGUGGCACAGCUCACUCAGCAGUGUCACUCUAAACAGCUUGAGAGUGAGGGGCUGCGCCUGGAACUGGCCAAUCAGAGGAGGGGUUGGGCAGCUGAGGAGGCGGGGCUAAGGCAGAGAUUGGCAGCUGUAGAGAUGGAGCUGGAGGAGGUGAGGAGAGAAGCAGAGGAGUAUCAGAAGGGCAGUGUCCUCCAUAACCUGGAAACUGUUGCCCUCGGUAACCAGGUGUCUGCACUGAAGCUGGACAUUGCCAGCAGGAGGGAGCCUGUGGUUCUACAGCAGAGUGAGAUGGUAAAGCAGCUGCAGGAGGAGACGCUGCGUCUGCGGCAGCAGCUUUUGUCGCGGGAAGGGAAAGGGGGCGUGGCCCCCGAGGUCGACGCCCCUCUCCUCCAAUCAAAACUCAGACAGGCGGCGCGGAUGAUCUCCCGUCUGAGCCGAGACAAACAGCAGCUCAUCGAGAUGGGAAACAGACUCCGGGCCCAGCUGGCCCAGACAGGCCUAGACGAUAUGAAACAUUCUGUCUCUGACUCAGCCUCUGAACCAUGUGAUGCACAGAUGGGUCUCUCUAAACCUCUGUCUGACAACCAGCCUGGGGGUCGUCUGUCUGCCCUGGAGAGACUUCAGUAUCAGCUGACCUCACAGGAGCUCCAGUUCGCCCAGAGGGAUGAGCGUAAGAGGCGAGCCGUGAUCGUACGGGCUGGGCUGUCAGACAACGAGAGUGGCGAGCCCUGGGACCCGCCGACCAGAGAUCACCGCAGUAAGGAGAACACCCCUCCAGCCCUGGACCAGUCCGGAGGCAUCACGCGCCUCCUCUCCAGCUCAGCGGGAACGGAUGAGAGUCUGCGUGAUGUUUGGCAGAUGCUGGACAGAGGCUGGAGUCCCUCCAUCCUCACGCCAAGUGACCAUGAGGCCAGAGGUGAGGUGGAAGGGACAGCACCGGACUCAGGAGCUCAGGUUGAAGUGCAGGGUCUCAAAGCUGCUUUCCAAGAAAGGAAGAAACCGACAAAGCCCUUAUCUGAGCCUGUGAAAAAGACACGCCCCCCUGGGAACGCGGUGAAGAUAAGAAACUAUAACAUCAAGGACUGA
Molecule: messenger RNA, 3045 nt
Organism: Chanos chanos (milkfish)
Lineage: Eukaryota; Metazoa; Chordata; Actinopteri; Gonorynchiformes; Chanidae
Gene: ccdc57
Product: coiled-coil domain containing 57
Exons: 20
Coding region: 1-3045 (1014 amino acids)
Biological process (GO): cilium assembly; centriole replication; positive regulation of mitotic cell cycle
Cellular component (GO): spindle microtubule; centriolar satellite; centriole
Source: RefSeq, a predicted model, not a curated record